AUGGUCCUUUCACAUAGAGAUACUAGCGAUCCAUCUUCGUGGAGGCAGGAAACCUCCCUAGAUGACAUGAAGAAGGAGUUUACCGGAUGGGACCCCAAACUCACAAAGGUCAUAUCACUGAUUGAUUCAUGUUUAAAAUGGCCGCUGAUGUCUGGAGCCACGAUGAAAACAUGGGUUUGCAUGGAAAGAAACCUCGUCAUGAUGGGCGAUGCUGCACAUGCCAUGGUUCCUUAUAUGUCUCAGGGCGCCGCAAUGGCAGUCGAGGACGGCGCGGCUCUCGCAUCUCUCCUCACCCGUAUUAGUGGCCCCGAGGAACUGCCAUUCGCACUUCGUGUCUACGAGAAAACUCGAAUGAAGCGCUCCGGAGACAUGCAACGCGCUAGCAUGGUGAAUGGAUUGAUUUGGCAUUUCCCCGAUGGGCCCGAGCAGGAGGCAAGGGAUGCUAGUAUGAGGGCAGAGGUAGAGGGCAGAAGCUUCUCGUGGAGUUCAAACCAAUGGAGCGACCCAGUCACGCAAUGGUGGGCCUAUGGGUACGAUGCGGAAGCCGAAGCGGGGAGGGCUUGGGACCGCGAGGUCUCUAGACUUCUCCGUUCGUCUCUUUGA
This is a messenger RNA of Parascedosporium putredinis, 603 nucleotides long. NCBI's taxonomy places the organism in Eukaryota, Fungi, Ascomycota, Sordariomycetes, Microascales, Microascaceae. The record is from the annotation of a GenBank genome assembly.